AAUUACGAGUAUUCUUGUCUGUUUGAUUCCAUCGUGAUUCGUGAAUUUACCUCGAAACUUAUUUUUGUAUUGAAUUCAUUGUUUCUAACACUAUUUUCCAAAACGAAUACGUGAUGUCGCUGUGUUAUAUUAGUUUCUCAUUUAGCGAUGAUAAUCUGUUAUCAUUAUCACCCACGAUUAUUUUAAUUUUCAGCUUGUCCUCCCGGUAAAAUAUUCAAAGCAUGUCCUUCGAACUGUCCAUUGACAUGUGAAAAACCAUUCCCGCAAGUUUGUACCAAGGAAUGUAAUUUGGACAGGUACUGUGUUUGUCCUGAUGGGUUUCUGGAACACAAUGGUGGAUGCGUGAAAAGUGACCAAUGUCCUAAUAAAUGUGGGUAUGGUGAGAAACCUACCGCAUGUGCUUCGUUUUGUGUGGGCACUUGCAAAAACCCAAAUCCCGAGAUUUGUGCCCCCGCCUGCGAUCCGAAUAGAAAAUGCGAGUGUAGAAAGGGAUUCGUCCAAGUUAGCCAACAUGACACUAGAUGUACUUUGCUACAAAACUGCCCUCGGCCGCAACUGUGUAAAAAAAAUUGUCCGCCUGGAAGUGAUUGUAUUGACGGAAGGUGUCAAUGUCGUAGAAGAUGUCCCCCGAACGAACAUUGCCCAGAUGGGAUAUGCGAAUGUCUACCAGGACAUUACAGAAAAAAGGGAGUUUGCGUGUCAUUGUCCACGUGUUCAUCAUCAUGUGCGCCUGGUCAAGUAUGUGAAGAUGGCAGAUGCGUUUGCAGAAGAGGAGACUUUUACAAUGGAAGAUGCGUCACUUGUCCUCCAAAAUAUUCAAAGUGUCCUUUCCUCCGGUAAAAUAUUCAAAGCAUGUCCUUCGAACUGUCCAUUGACAUGUACUGUGUUUGUCCUGAUGGGGUUUCUGGAACACAAUGGUGGAUGCGUGAAAAGUGACCAAUGUCCUAAUAAAUGUGGGUAUGGUGAGAAACCUACCGCAUGUGCUUCGUUUUGUGUGGGCACUUGCAAAAACCCAAAUCCCGAGAUUUGUGCCCCCACCUGCGAUCCGAAUAGAAAAUGCGAGUGUAGAAAGGGAUUCGUCCAAGUUAGCCAACAUGACACUAGAUGUACUUUGCUACAAAACUGCCCUCGACCGCAACUGUGUAAAAAAAAUUGUCCGCCUGGAAGUGAUUGUAUUGGCGGAAAGUGUCAAUGUCGUAGACGAUGUCCCCCGAACGAACAUUGCCCAGAUGGGAUAUGCGAAUGUCUACCAGGACAUUACAGAAAAAAUGGAGUUUGCGUGUCAUUGUCCACGUGUUCAUCAUCAUGUGCGCCUGGUCAAGUAUGUGAAGAUGGCAGAUGCGUUUGCAGAAGAGGAGACUUUUACAAUGGAAGAUGCGUCACUUGUCCUCCCGGUAAAAUAUUCAAAGCAUGUCCUUCGAACUGUCCAUUGACAUGUGAAAAACCAUUCCCGCAAGUUUGUACAGAGGAAUGUAAUUUGGACAGGUACUGCGUUUGUCCUAAUGGGUUUCUGGAACACAAUGGUGGAUGCGUGAAAAGAUACCAAUGUCCUAAUAAACAAUGUCGCCCUCGUUGUAAACCAGGAUGGAAAUACGUUUCGGGAAAAUGUGUGUGCGUUGGAAUCUAUUGUCCGUAAUAAUAAAACUUUGACAAUGUUCAAAUACUUGUUACACUAUUGUGAAAGAAUAUGCUUUAAUAAUCGUGGGUAAAUCACAGAAUUAAAUCACCAUAUUUCUCCUAAUACAAUAUAUUCAGCAUUCAAA
Styela clava is the source of this 1763-nucleotide messenger RNA. Lineage: Eukaryota; Metazoa; Chordata; Ascidiacea; Stolidobranchia; Styelidae. The record is from RefSeq and is a predicted model, not a curated record.